AUGUUUCCCCAGUGGCUGAGAUCACCGAGCAGGCCAAACCCCACUAAAUCUCCCUCCCAUUUCUCCUUCUCUUCCUUCAAAGACAUUGACGCCAUCCUCAGAGAGGAAGAACAGCACCAGCAACAACAACUCUAUCCUCGAUCCCCCAAAACACCCUCCAUUUUCCACCGCGUCAAGCUCUCCACCGCCGUCUUACGCGCCUUCGGCCACCGCCAUCCUCCCCCCAACGCCGACCAGCGCGUCGUCGUCUACCUCACCAGCCUACGCGUCGUCCGCAAGACCUUCGAGGACUGCAAGACCGUCCGAUCAAUCCUUCGGGGACUCCGUGUCCCGAUCGACGAACGGGACGUGUCAUUGGAUCCCAGCUUCCUGGACGAAUUGCAUGGGGUUAUUGGGCGUAAAAGCUUCACCCUGCCGUUGGUUUUCAUUGGCGGAAGGUACAUCGGUGGGGCCGAGGAAGUCAAACGGUUACAUGAGUGUGGCGAACUGAAGAAGCUGAUUGGUGGGCUACCGUUGCUAAUGGGGUCCGGUGUCUGUGAUUUGUGCCAAGGGCUGAGAUUUAUUCUCUGUCCCAAAUGCAACGGUAGCCAUAAGAUCUACUCCAAGAAAUUAGGGUUUCAAAGUUGUGCCGAUUGCAACACCAACGGUCUGAUUAGGUGCCCGUCUUGCUAUCUCUCCGAUCACCGUCGAAUUAGCUAUCCUUUUUAG
This is a messenger RNA of Hibiscus syriacus, 708 nucleotides long. RefSeq lists its product as uncharacterized. The record is from RefSeq and is a predicted model, not a curated record. NCBI's taxonomy places the organism in Eukaryota, Viridiplantae, Streptophyta, Magnoliopsida, Malvales, Malvaceae. Bases 1 to 708 code for a protein of 235 amino acids. The transcript has a single exon.